UCACAUUAGCUAAGGUAGCUCUUGAAUCCCCCCCACUUUAAAUACGCAGCCCUGUAAAAAGAUGUAGCUACUUCUAUAAUGGCCCUUGGUUGGGUAAGUUUGUUUCUUUUAGCAGGUUUACAAGUAAAGACAACACAGUCGUUGGCCGUGUCCAAAAAAUGUGCGAUGGAUACCAAUACUUUCCUGUCGGAAAUGAACCAGGACAAGCCCCAAGAAUACGCAGUACUCAUGUAUGAUGCUUUUGGGAAACAGGGUAGCAAUGUUGAAGGCGGUAAUGCCAACCGGCCUGGUCUGCUGCAGCAGUGUCGCUCUGCCCACAGUCCUUCCUUCAGUGGACAGUACUGCCAAGUGUUCCUCAAGCAAGGAAAAAUCCAGUACUUUGUGGGCAUCUGUGUCCCAGACUCUUGUGAUGAAGAGGAGGUGCAAACAAUGGUGCUCUACGAUACAUUUAAAAUUGGACACACCUCACUCAUCGCGCCAUUACCCUCGAUUCUGGUUAAUGAAUCCACUCAGGAGAUGUUUAUGACUCACUGCUUGUCAGAUACUGUUAGCCCCAAUGCAUCGGAUAUCACCUGCAUGUUAGUAUGUUUCACGAUGCUGGCUUUGCCACUCGUCGCUACCCUGAUCUCAGCAGCAAUGAGGUGGCAACGUAAUCAAGAUGUGAAGCCAACAACAGAGUCCCCCUGUUUAAACGCUGGCCUCAACCAGUACGGCACGCUAAAGACGAACGGUUCAAUGGGUGGUGAAGCAAAUGGUGGUAUGACAGAGGCAACAAACAUCAACAGAAAUGGAUCUUGGUAUUUUCCCAAAAGCUGCAUAUAUCAGUGCCUUCAAGCCUUUUCCCUCCAAACGACCAGCAGAGGUAUCUUUAGCACUUCCUCAGGUUUCCCCUCAACCGGCUACUCUUCCUUGAAUGGCAUCCGCAUCCUCAGCCUGUUAUGGAUCAUAUGCGGACAUUCUGCGCAAUUCCCUGUGAUAAACAACCUGGAUAACUACAAAGACUGGAAGAAAACAGUCGAACGAAGCCCUCUGUAUGUGCUUUCUCUCAGUGGACCUGUUUUUCUGGCUGUAGACACCUUUCUCCUCUUGGGUGGUCUACUAAGCGCCAGGUCUCUACUAGGUUCCAUCCAAAGGGCUGGCGACAAGUUGACUCCGGGUCUUUUGAUGGUCUUCCUCUUCAAGAGGUUCAAAAGGAUCCAGCCACUGCACAUCUUUGUUAUGUGUCUGACUGUUGGCUUUAUCUCGCUGGUCCGCUCUGGUCCUUACUGGUUUCCAUUUAUAGACAACUUGAUGGAUUGUAAGACAUACUGGUGGGCGAACUUGCUUCUGAUUAGCAAUCUACUCCCAGUUCAUGAGAUAUGUGUGCCUUGGACGUGGUACCUGUCUUUGGACUUCCAGUGUUACGCCACCACUCCCCUACUGGUUUACUUAUACAGAUUAAAUAGAAGUAUCUUUGCAGCCGUGGCAGGAGGCCUCCUGUUGAUGACUACGUUUGCUGCCUCUCUGGUAACAGGACUCCUGCAGCUCCCUGUCUUCCAGCCAUCUACGCUGACAUCAGAGAAUUAUGUUCUUUAUUAUUAUGUGAAGCCUCACACAAGAUAUGGACCAUUUUUAAUAGGAAUAUUAACCGGUAUAUACCUGACAACUAAAAAAGGUCAGCUCCUAAAACAUAAGUGGCAGGCGGUGCUCGGUUGGUUGUGCUGUUUGUCAAUCUUGGCAGUGUUGAUAGGAGUGGCCUACGCUCUUCGUGGAAUCCCAGUGCAACCAUCCGUGACACAUGCGCUUUACCAGGGACUGCACAGACCCAUCUGGGCUCUGAUGGUCACCUGGAUCAUCCUAGCCUGCGAGGAGGGCUAUGGAGGCUUCAUCAAUAGCUUCUUGUCACUCUCUAUGUGGGUGCCACUGACCAGAAUCAGUUUCGCCUGUUAUUUGAUACAUCCUGUUUUCAUUCUGGUCUACAUCGGACUGCAAGAGACGCCCAUCCACUACACAGACAUCAACUUUAUGUACCUGUUCCUCGGCCAUGUGGUGCUCACGCUGGGGACAAGCGUGGUCUUGACGGUGCUGAUCGAGAAGCCUUACGUUCUUCUCAAAUGGAAAUGGGAAGACGAGCCGGUUCAACACUGA
Molecule: messenger RNA, 2127 nt
Organism: Corythoichthys intestinalis (scribbled pipefish)
Lineage: Eukaryota; Metazoa; Chordata; Actinopteri; Syngnathiformes; Syngnathidae
Gene: oacyl
Product: O-acyltransferase like
Exons: 15
Coding region: 79-2127 (682 amino acids)
Molecular function (GO): acyltransferase activity, transferring groups other than amino-acyl groups
Source: RefSeq, a predicted model, not a curated record